AUGGUGGACUUGGAAAUGGAAAUAAAAGGUCCAAUAUCAAAAUCGAGUGAAAAAAUCAAAGGAUUCAAAAAAUCGAUCUUUACCGCAGUUCUAUUUCUAGCUAUUGUAUUCUUGUUCUACGCGAAAAAUCAAGGAUUAAUUGGAAGUGAUCAAGUUAGAAGUUCGAAACCAAAUAAUGAUGAAGAAAUACCGAAAAAUGAAAUUCCAAGAUCUGAAGAAGAUGUUUAUAAAAAUAAAAACAUUUGUGAAACUAGAGAAUGUAAAAUUCUGGCGCGAAAAAUGGUGAGAUAGAAUUUAUUUAAGCCAAACUCUAAUAAUUUUCAGAAAUCCCACAUGAACCCAAAAAUCGAUCCAUGCGAUGAUUUUUAUGAAUCAAUUUGCGGAAAUUAUCCAGAGAAUUUAAAAUCUGAAAUAUUUGAGAAUAAAAAUGAGAACUACAAGGAAUUUGCGACAUUCAUGAAAACUUAUAAACCAAUCACAAGAGCUGAAAAAAUUGCGAUGAAAGUUAUGGAAAAAUGUAUGGAUUCAUCUGAAGAGCGAAAACAAUUUGACACGAGUUUUUGGGACAAUUUACAAAAUCAUAGUUUAACUGAUGUUUUGAUUGAAGCUGUUAAGAUUAAUCCAAUUGAUACUGGAUUUUUUGAAGAAUAA
This is a messenger RNA of Caenorhabditis angaria, 651 nucleotides long. The record is from the annotation of a GenBank genome assembly. Lineage: Eukaryota; Metazoa; Nematoda; Chromadorea; Rhabditida; Rhabditidae.